This is a messenger RNA of Aspergillus campestris IBT 28561, 2158 nucleotides long. RefSeq names its product mRNA-binding ribosome synthesis protein NOP7 (gene nop7). Gene Ontology annotation, biological process: ribosome biogenesis; maturation of LSU-rRNA from tricistronic rRNA transcript (SSU-rRNA, 5.8S rRNA, LSU-rRNA). The record is from RefSeq and is a predicted model, not a curated record. Lineage: Eukaryota; Fungi; Ascomycota; Eurotiomycetes; Eurotiales; Aspergillaceae. The transcript is spliced from 3 exons. Gene Ontology annotation, cellular component: nucleolus; PeBoW complex. Bases 38 to 2071 code for a protein of 677 amino acids. Gene Ontology annotation, molecular function: RNA binding.
UAACAACCCCCUUACCACCACACCAUCAUCCAUCAGAAUGGGCAAAAUCAAGAAGAAGGGAACCUCUGGCCAGGCCAAAAACUAUAUCACCAGAACACAGGCGGUGCGCAAACUUCAGAUCUCGCUGCCCGACUUCCGUCGACUAUGCAUCUUCAAGGGUAUUUACCCUCGUGAGCCGCGGAAUAAGAAGAAGGCCUCCAAGACCUCGACCCCGAGUACUACGUUCUAUUACACCAAAGACAUCCAGUAUCUCCUCCAUGAGCCGCUGUUGAGGAAGUUCCGUGAGCAAAAGUCGCUUGCGAAGAAGAUCGCCCGGUCUCUGGGUCGCGGAGAAGUCGGCGAUGCAUCCCGCCUGGAGAAGCACCAUGCGCCUCGCAUGACGCUGGACCACAUCGUCAAGGAGCGCUAUCCCACCUUCAUCGACGCCCUCAGAGACCUCGAUGAUGCCUUGUCGCUUCUGUUCCUGUUCGCCAGCCUGCCGUCCACCACGCAUGUUCCCCCCAAGACCAUUGCGCUCUGCCAGCGCCUGUGCCACGAGUUCCAGCACUACCUGAUUGCCACCAACUCCCUGCGCAAGACUUUUCUGUCGAUCAAGGGUAUCUAUUACCAGGCGACCAUCCAGGGUCAGGAUAUCAUGUGGCUGGUGCCUUACCGUUUCGUCCAGCGCGUCAAUGGAGACGUCGAUUACCGCAUCAUGGCCACGUUUGUGGAGUUCUACACGACUUUGCUGGGUUUCGUCAACUACCGUCUGUACUCGACCCUCGGCUUGAGAUACCCGCCCAAGUUUGACACCCGCAGCGACGACACGGGUGCCGAAUUGGCCGCGUUUACCCUCGAAGGUCGCUCCGUCGGUGACGCGCCCAAGGCCGUCGAAGCCAGCAACAAGCAGACCAACGGCAGCUCUGCCAACCAGGAAGUCUCGCGCGAGGUCCAGGAGAAGGUGGACAAGGUGAUCCAGUCCGCGGGUCUUGAUAACACCAAGGAUGAGAAGAUGGUGGACACGACCGAGGAAUCGACGGACGCCAUUGACAAAUUCGAGCCUACUGCGCCCGAGGCCGAUACCCUGCCCCAGCCCGAUUUGAGUGUCGAGGAAGCCGGUGCGCUCUUCGCCCCGUUCACCUUCUACAUCUCCCGCGAAGCCCCCAAGGCGCCUUUAGAAUUCCUUCUGCGCUCGUUCGGUUGCAAACGGAUUGGUUGGGACGAAGUGCUGGGUAGCGGGGCCUUCACUCACGACGAGACCGAUAGCCGUAUCACUCACCAGAUCGUGGACCGACCUGCCCUGCCCGAGUCUGCCCUCCCCCCCAUCCCGGCCGCGGCCGAGAACAGUGCCACUCCGAAGGUCAAGCCCGGUACGCGCAUCCCGGGUCGCACCUACGUCCAGCCCCAGUGGGUGUGGGACUGCAUCAAUGACGGAAAGCUGCUCCGUCCUGAUUUGUACGCCCCCGGUGCCACACUUCCCCCUCACUUGAGCCCGUGGGUCAAGCCCUCCAAGGGCGGCUACGAUCCUCGCGCCACUCUGGCCGAGCAGGAGGAGGAAGGCGAAGCGGAGAUCGCCGAGGAUGAGGAAGAGAGCGACGAAGAGAUGGCGGACGCUACCGAGGACAAGAAGGCGGAUGCCAAGGCUGAAGCCUCCGCGGAAGAUGACGACUCCGAGGAGGAUGACUCCGACCCUGAUAUGGACGUUGCUGACUCCGACGAUGACGAGAGCGGAAGCGAGGAGGAGAUCGAAGACUUUGACGGUCUCGAGGACGACGCUGCCUCCGAGUCCGAGGAUGAGGAGGAGACUGCGCGGUCACGUCACCAGAAGGAGCUGGAGGCCGAAGCCGCCGGUCUUCCGUUCUCGUCCAAUGGCGGCGCCGCCGACGACAAGAAGGGCAAGAAGUCGACUCAGGCCAAGAAGAUGGCGUCCAAGAAGCGCAAGGAAGAGGAGGAGCUGGAGAGACAGAAGAUGAUGAUGAGCCGGAAGAAGCGGAAGCUGCUCGAGAAGAUGAUGCACUCGAACAAGAAGACGUCCGACGAGGCGGCGAAGUUGCGGUCCAAGAGAAGAAAGAUGGAGAAGUCGGAGAAAUAAGCGGUGCAAUAAAAGUUAUACAUUUUCUUGGAGGAAACGAUAUCCGUUGGCCAUCAUGGCGUCUUUGUACUGUCUAUAGGAGUUCAU